AUGUCAAGCAGCUCUGGCUCAGGCGGUGGCUUGACGGUUGCCAGUUCGCCUACAACAACCUGUACCUGCACGGCUUACUCGCAAAUUGCUCCGGCUGUGGCAUCCUGCAGCGCCAUCACGCUACAGGACAUCGCUGCUCCGACAGAUAGCUCCAUCGACCUUUCGAAAUUGAAAGCCAACUCGGUGGUUACUUUUGCCGGCAAGACGACGUUUGCGUUCACUAAUUCAAGCGGCUUCAACCCAAUGAUAUUCGGUGGGGCGAAUGUUACUAUUACCUCAGCGCCAGGGGCAAUCAUCGAUGGGAAUGGACAAGCUUAUUGGGAUGGCCAAGGAUCCAAUGGGGGAGUUCCAAAACCCGAUCACUUUAUUGUCGUCAGCAAGAUGACAGCCGGAUCAAAGAUCCAGAACCUCCACAUUCAAAACUGGCCUUCACAUCUUUUCAGCAUCUCCGGUUGCUCCAAUACGACCAUGCAGAAUCUGUUUCUGGACAACUCCGCAGGAGAUGCGCCGAACGCUAGAAGUAAAGGCCUUCCAGCUGCCCACAACUCGGAUGGCUUUGACCUUGGCAGUAGCAGCAACUUCGUCAUCACCGAUAGCAUAGUCUACAACCAGGAUGACUGCGUGGCCAUCUCAAGUGGAAACAAUGUCACGGUGUCAAAUAUGUACUGCUCAGGAGGACAUGGUCUGAGCAUUGGCUCAGUUGGAGGCAAGAGCAACAACAACGUUACCAACAUCCUUUUCACCAACAGCCAAAUCCUCAACUCCCAAAACGGCGCACGCAUCAAGUCGAACUUCAACACUACAGGCUUCAUCUCCAACAUCACAUACAGCAACAUCUUCGUCAGCAACAUCUCCAUCUACGGCAUCGAUGUACAGCAGGACUACCUGAACGGCGGACCGAAGGGCACCCCCUCGAACGGAGUCAUCAUCUCCAACCUUCUGUUCCAGAACCUCACCGGCACGGCGACGGCAAGUGCGAGAGACUACUAUGUUCUCUGUGGCAGUGGAAGCUGCAGCAAUUUUAUGUUCACUGAUGUGAGCAUCACGGGUGGUGGGAUGAAUAGUUCUUGUAAUUACCCGGCGAGUGGAUGUCCGGUGCCUUAUUAG
Messenger RNA from Hyaloscypha bicolor E, 1107 nucleotides. RefSeq names its product glycoside hydrolase family 28 protein. Gene Ontology annotation, cellular component: extracellular region. Gene Ontology annotation, biological process: pectin catabolic process. Bases 1 to 1107 code for a protein of 368 amino acids. Gene Ontology annotation, molecular function: polygalacturonase activity. Lineage: Eukaryota; Fungi; Ascomycota; Leotiomycetes; Helotiales; Hyaloscyphaceae. The record is from RefSeq and is a predicted model, not a curated record. The transcript is spliced from 3 exons.